AUGCUGCAGUAUUCGUAUAUCAAUAUCUGGUGCAGACAACGGACACUCUGGGAUCAGGAAUGGAACAGUAUUGUCUUUAAUGACGAGUCUCGAUUUUGUUUAGGCAUGCACGAUGGUCGUGCCAGGGUUAUAAGGCGACGUGGUGAAAGGAGGAAUCCACAGUUUUUUGUUGAAAGACAUGUUCAUCACACUGUUGGAGAUAUGGUUUGGGGUGCUAUAGCUUAUGGUUCCAGGUCACCUUUAAUCUUUAUCAGAGGUAACAUGAACACGCAGCGUUAUAUCCACGAAGUUCUAGAACCCCAUCUUUUACCCUAUCUUGACACCCUGGCAGGUACAACUUUCCAACAAGAUAAUUCCCGACCACAUGUUGCAAGAGUCACAAUAGACUUCUUUCAACAUAAUGAUGUCACAUUGUUAUCAUGGCCACCAAGAUCUCCCGACUUAUCCCCAAUUGAGCACGUGUGGGAUAUGAUGGGUACGAGAUUGCUCAAUUUGCAACGUCCUCCUCAGACUCUAGAAGCACUUCGAGAGGAGUUGGUGGUUGCCUGGAGUGAGAUACCACAGGAGGACAUUAAAGCAUGUUCUCACUACACUGAAUUUUUAAAACAUUUUCGCGCCAUAAUUUAUUACAACUUUCAGAGACAAUUAUCGCAACAAGAAUGCCUUGCUGAGUUACUGUCUGUUUUCGGCAACGAAGCGCCACAUCAGUCGACAAUUUCCCGUUGGUAUGGAGAAUUCAAACGUGGACGGGUGAGUCUUAGCGACGAUCCCAGGGUGGAGCAGAAAGCAGCCAGGGUUAAUUGGUGUCAAAAAACGUUUGACCGUUUCAAUUCCAGAAACUCAAAAAAUUCGGCUGUUUGGGUGUUCCAAGGUGAAGAAAAGCCGACAAAAGUUCCGGGUCAUAUUGCAACAAAUUCUCUUAAUGAGCAAAGAACUGUUACUGCGGAUUGGUAUACCACCAUUUUUUUGCAAAAAGUCAUCACCGAGCUUCGAAAAAUCAACCCCGAAAGAAGAAUCAUCCUCCACCAAGACAAUGCAAGCUCGCACACAGCCCAAAAAACAAGGCAGUAUUUAACGGAAGAAAACGUGAAAUUAUUGGACGAUCCUCCAUAUAGUCCCGAUCUAAGUCCUAACGAUUUCUUUACUUUCCCGAAAAUUAAAAACAGACUGCGUGGUCAAAGGUUCCAGUCACCAGAAGAAGCAGUUGACGCGUUCAAAAAUGCCGUUUUGGAUCUGCCAGCAAACGAGUGGAAUAAGUGCUUCGAAAAUUGGUUUGAGAGCAUGCAGAUGUGUAUUAAUCUUCGUGGAGAAUACUUCGAAAAACAAUAAAGUCAUUUAAAAC
This is a messenger RNA of Acanthoscelides obtectus, 1342 nucleotides long. The record is from the annotation of a GenBank genome assembly. NCBI's taxonomy places the organism in Eukaryota, Metazoa, Arthropoda, Insecta, Coleoptera, Chrysomelidae.